Messenger RNA from Heteronotia binoei (common prickly gecko), 2181 nucleotides. RefSeq lists its product as uncharacterized. The record is from RefSeq and is a predicted model, not a curated record. NCBI's taxonomy places the organism in Eukaryota, Metazoa, Chordata, Lepidosauria, Squamata, Gekkonidae. The coding region runs from base 1 to 1563 and encodes 520 amino acids. The transcript has 9 exons.
AUGCUGCUCGCCUGGCCGUGGCUGCUGGCCCUGGGGCUGCUGGUGGGGCGUGGGGAGGCCCAGAGCUGCACCCAAGCGUAUGGAGUGAGUGCCUAUGAGGCAUGCCAGCAUUUUCCGUGGCGCUGGUUUGCGCCUGGCCAGGAUGGGGGGCCCGUUCCCACACCGAAAGGUCUCUGGGACCCGACCAGCAGUGGCCAUGCCCCUGAGUCGGCUCCCUCCUGCACCAACAUGCUGCCCUGUACCUCUGCUACGUCCCGAACUCAGUGGGGCAGCACUCCGGCCUCAGCCAAUGGCAGCGACAUGCUGCGGCGGCCGGAGAGUGGCUCAUGCCCCAUUUCCACCGGCAUGGAGGAGGAUAAGGCGGAGAGGAUCCCACGGAAAACCCUAACCCACUUCUGUCCCCUCUUCUCCCUCCUUCCAUCACCCGUUAUUCCAGGCCCGAAUUUGGCCAGAGGUCGGCCAACCAUGCAGGUCUCCCCAGUCGCAUCUUCAGGCCCUGGCAGUUCAGGCUGUGCUGUGGAUGGGAACUGUGAUGGGCGAUAUACGUCUUCAUCCUGCACUCACACCAAUCUGGUGAGCAGCCCGUGGUGGUCCGUGGACUUGGGCAGAGAAUACUCCAUCUCCCUUGUGGUGGUGAAAAACCGGCAGGACUGCUGCGAAGAGAGAAUCCAGGGGGCCACGAUCCAUGUGGGACGUCACAUGGGGGACUUUAGUAAAAGCAGCGUGUCCUGUGGGACCAUCGCAGACCUCCGGGCAGGAUCCCUCAGCACCAUCCACUGCAACGGAGCCGUGGGUCGCUACGUAACCAUCGCUAUCCCUGGACGGGUGGCAUACCUGACUCUGUGUGAGGUGGAGGUCUACGGCACCAAGGCACUGUCCCGUUGUUUUAUCUACAACUUUGACUUUGAAGUAGCCUUUAAGAUUCUAUGCUGCGUGAAACUCUGUAUCACUUCCAAGGUGUCGUUCCUUGAGCAAAGAGUUCAAUCACAUCGAGCUGAGAUUGUGAAGGUGCCAACAGAAGAAGUGACAGUCCCAUCAAGGAUGCUGCUGGCCUGGCUGUGGCUGCUGGCCCUGGGGCUGCUGGUGGGGCGUGGGGAGGCCCAGAGCUGCACCCAAGCGUAUGGAGGUCCGAAUUUGGCCCGAGGCAAGCCAACCAAGCAGUCCACCACACACCCACACAGUGGGGUGUCCAGCUCUGCUGUGGACGGGAACUGCAAUGGACUCCGGCCAGCCUUGACCUGCACUCACACCACCCUGCAGUACAGACCUUGGUGGUCCGUGGACUUGGGCAGGCCAUACGCCAUCUCCAUCGUGGUGGUGAAAAACCGGCAGGACUGCUGUUCAGAGAGAAUCCAGGGGGCCACGGUCUAUGUGGGACAUCGCCUGGGGGACUUUGGUUCAAGCACCGUCUCCUGCGGAACCGUCACAGACCUCCGAAGAGGAUCCCUCAGUUCCAUCUACUGCAACGGGGCUGUGGGCCGCUACGUAACCGUUGCCAUCCCCGGACGGGAAUCGAUCCUGACCCUAUGCGAGGUGGAGGUCUACGGCACCAGGACCCGUUGAUGUCAGAAAUCACAAUAUUGUCGUUCACCUCUGUGUGCCGGUGUGGAAUCGAGCACUGGAUUUCCAAUAAACUUCCUGGGAGGUGCUGCUUUGGACUUCAGCUGCUGCUCGCCAAGAUGGUUCCCAUACAGAGGAUUUGAUCUGGCCCAGAUCUCAAAUGAAGCCUCUACAUCAGGGGUGGCCAACGGUAGUUCUCCAGAUGUUUUUUGCCUACAACUCCCAUCAGCCCCAGCCAGCAUGGCCAAUAGCUGGGACUGAUGUAGGCAAAAAACAUCUGGAGAGCUACCGUUGGCCACCCCUGCCCUACACGACGUCCUCUCCCACUCAGACUCCUUCUGUCCCCUUCCGCGGUUUCUCGUGGUCUGCAGAACAUGCUAGGCUCUGACUUUCCAGAGACAACCAGCUCGAGGGGGAUUUUCCCACAGGUGAGGAAGUGUGGAUUUCUGGCACCAUUUCCCCUGCUUAUUUUAAUAUUUUUUAAUUAACUUAAAUCGGAUUUUUAAACUGCUCUCACCUGUGAAACAGGGCUCAGGGCAGUGUACAUCAACAAAAGAUUCACAUGAUAAAUACACUGUUAAAAUAAUAUUAAAAAAUCACAACUGCAUUAGUAAAAUAUAA